CUCUGAGGCUUUUUCUCCGACAAGCCGCACAGCACAUUCCGGAAAAGAACCCCUCCCCGCAAUCCACCCUCCCCAUUCCUCGCCUUCUCCCUCACCAUCCCGAAAUAUUCCACCAACAAUGGCAUCCCUCUUCGUCUCCAAAGCGCGCAAAGUGAAAUUCGAAGCAACGUGUGUCGUCCACGAUUUGACAAACUUGCCAUAUGUCAGUGGGCUGUAUUAUGUGAAAUGGAAGCUAAAGAUGAAGGAGGGGUCGUCGCAGAAGUGCACAGUAAAAGACCACACAGUAACAUUCGACACGCCCAUCCCGCUCCAACCUACCCUCAUCAUCGGCAAAGACGGCGUCCUUCUCCCCUGCGAGCUGAUCCUCUACAUCCGCCAAACGGGCGUCAACGCCGGCAAAGGGUCCGAGGAUGUCGGGCGGGUUGUUGUCAACCUCGCUGAGUUUGGUGCUGAGCGGGAACGGACGCGGCGGUAUCUGUUGCAGGAUUCGAGGGUUAAUAGUAUUUUGAGGAUUACGGUGAAGAUGCAGUUGGUUAAGGGGGAUCCCACCUACAAAGUCCCAGAAACAACAUUAAGGGAUCUUUCCUCCGAAGGCCUCCGCGGCGUCUUCUCCGAUCAAGCAUCAGAUAGUGACCAAGGCGCUCUCGACUCACCACAUAUCCCUCACCAACCAAAUCCCCACGCAACCCUCUCCGGCACCCUCGGCACCUCCCUCAACCUCUCCAUCCCCGGCCUCGGCACGCCAGACUCGGCAACGGACCCGAACGUGGAUAUUGUCAAUCGGCUGUUUGCGACGAGCGCGCAGGCGACGCGGUCAGCGGUGCAUGCGGAGGGAGGGACGCCGGCGGGGUUGAGACCGGGGACGAAUGCCGCGUCGAGAUUGUCGACUUGAAUGGGCGGGAAUGGGAGAACGGGUAGAGAACUCCCGGAAGUGACAUGGGUAUCGGGCGCCCAUGCAGGCAGUGUUUUAGACACUGAACUUUGGUAGAACAUCUGAGCCCGAUUUUGGAUAGUUGUUUAGUAUUCCCCGGAGCAGCGAUUAGGAUGACAUGGACAAUCUCUAAUGUAGCAAUGCGAUACUUAGAAAUGGGCCGGCGCCCGCGUUCCCAUCGAACGCACGAUACGC
Messenger RNA from Fimicolochytrium jonesii, 1126 nucleotides. RefSeq names its product N-terminal C2 in EEIG1 and EHBP1 proteins-domain-containing protein. The record is from RefSeq and is a predicted model, not a curated record. Bases 119 to 892 code for a protein of 257 amino acids. The transcript is spliced from 4 exons. NCBI's taxonomy places the organism in Eukaryota, Fungi, Chytridiomycota, Chytridiomycetes, Spizellomycetales, Powellomycetaceae.